Molecule: messenger RNA, 738 nt
Organism: Cylicocyclus nassatus
Lineage: Eukaryota; Metazoa; Nematoda; Chromadorea; Rhabditida; Strongylidae
Source: the annotation of a GenBank genome assembly
AUGCGUCCACGAAAGUUCAACUACUUUGGUAUGUUCUCUGAAGACAUGCAGAGUCUCGCACUGUUUUCGGUGUCAAAUGUUAUGACCACGAGAGGCGUUCUGUGUAGUGCACAGAUAUUCAUCGCUCUUAAUCGUUUUACAGCUCUCUACAGACCAUUCCAGCAAGAGCGGAUAUGGAAGGCAUCCACGGUCACUGCAAGCAUUAUGAUAGUUUGGGUGUUAUUUAUAGUAACUUCUUUGCCUGUCAUAAUUAUCUAUCACGACACACCACAUUUCUUUUUUACAAAGUCUGGAAUACUACAGAUGUCGGGUGGAAUGAUAGAUGAGUACAAUUCUUAUCAAGGAGUGAUAAUUAGCAUAUUCACCGUGAUAACAUGUUCGAUAUGCUAUGUGUAUUCGUUUUGGAAAGCAAGGAUCACAACACGCACUAUAAAUGCGACGCAACUGAUAGAGUAUCGAAUUCUGCUCUGUGCCAUUGCAUCAUCUUUCCCGUUUUGCUUUGAAAUGAUUCGCUCCAUACUUGUGCUGCUUUCAUUCAGAUCAAAAAAUGAUCUAUAUAUUUGGGUAACAGAACUCUGGUUCUUCGAAAUGGAAAUCAUUGCGACGGCUUCCGUUUGGCUGCAACUGAUAAUCAACAAAAGCAUGAGGCAACACCUUUUCAGAAAUCUAGUGUAUAAACAGUGGAGGACUGAAGUCUCUGAUGGACAAUGGAUACAAUUGAGACCUCAGAUCACAUAG